Pseudophryne corroboree (corroboree frog) is the source of this 2089-nucleotide messenger RNA. RefSeq names its product sorting nexin 2 (gene SNX2). Gene Ontology annotation, biological process: early endosome to Golgi transport; intracellular protein transport. The coding region runs from base 99 to 1658 and encodes 519 amino acids. Lineage: Eukaryota; Metazoa; Chordata; Amphibia; Anura; Myobatrachidae. The record is from RefSeq and is a predicted model, not a curated record. Gene Ontology annotation, cellular component: endosome; endosome membrane; retromer complex. The transcript is spliced from 15 exons. Gene Ontology annotation, molecular function: phosphatidylinositol binding.
ACAGGGAAGUCACGCGACUGCACGUGACGGCGCAGGCGCUCAGGAAGGGAGGAGGUGGAGCGCAGGCCCUAGGCUGCUGUCACAGUGUAGUAGGCAAGAUGGCAACGGAACGGGAGCCGCCUCCUCUGGGAGAGGGGAAACAAACCGACUUUGAGGAAUUGGAGGAGGGCGAAGAUCUCUUCACAAGCACAGUGUCCACCAUGGAGUCCAGCCCGUCUUCUCCUGAGCCAGCCAGUCUUCCCACAGAAGAUAUCAGUACAAAUUCUAAUGGCCUAAAACCCACAGAAGUGAUUCUUAGUGAUGACAGAGAAGAUCUUUUUGCUGAAGCUACAGAUGAAGUCUCCCUGGAUAGUCCUGAGAGGGAGCUUAUACUUUCCUCAGAACCCAGCCCUGCUAUCACUCCUGUAACACCCACAUCACUCAUUACUCCACGGAUGGAAGCUAUUAAUAUUUCUGCACCUGUUAUUUAUGAUCGCUCAAGAGAUGAGAUUGAAGAGGAAGCAAAUGGAGAUUUCUUUGAUGUUGAAAUUGGUGUUUCAGACCCAGAAAAAGUUGGGGAUGGAAUGAAUGCUUAUAUGGCAUACAGAGUAACCACCAAGACCUCCCUGUCUAUGUUCACCAACAACGAAUUCUCUGUGAAGAGAAGGUUUAGUGACUUCCUUGGCCUUCAUAGUAAACUAGCAGCAAAAUACAUGCACAUUGGAUAUAUUGUUCCUCCAGCUCCAGAGAAAAGUAUUGUAGGUAUGACUAAAGUAAAGGUAGGAAAAGAGGACUCUUCAUCCAAUGAAUUUGUUGAAAAGAGAAGAGCUGCGUUAGAAAGAUAUCUACAACGAACAGUCAAACAUCCCACACUGUUGCAAGAUCCUGAUGUCAGGCAGUUCUUGGAAAGCUCUGAGCUGCCGAGAGCGGUUAGCACCCAGGCAUUGAGUGGAGCAGGAUUAUUGAGGAUGGUAAACAAAGCUGCGGACGCUGUCAACAAAAUGACAAUCAAGAUGAAUGAAUCGGAUGCAUGGUUUGAAGAAAAGCAGCAGCAAUUUGAAAAUCUAGAUCAGCAACUUAGAAAACUACAUGCAAAUGUGGAAGCCUUGGUGUGCCACCGCAAAGAGUUGUCCCUUAAUACAGCUGCGUUUGCCAAGAGUGCUGCUAUGCUGGGAAAUUCUGAGGAUCACACCGCUUUGUCCAGAGCAUUGUCUCAGCUUGCAGAGGUAGAAGAGAAGAUUGACCAGCUACAUCAAGAGCAGGCGUUUGCUGACUUUUACGUGUUUUCAGAACUUUUAAGUGACUAUAUUCGACUUAUUGCUGCUGUUAAGGGUGUUUUUGACCAGCGAAUGAAGUGCUGGCAAAAAUGGCAAGAUGCCCAAAUGAAUUUACAGAAGAAACGCGAGGCGGAAGCCAAGCUUCAGAUUGCCAACAAGCCUGACAAACUGCAGCAAGCAAAAGAUGAAAUCAAAGAGUGGGAAGCAAAAGUUCAACAAGGAGAACGAGAUUUUGAACAGAUCUCUAAAACAAUUCGCAAGGAAAUAGGAAGAUUUGAGAAAGAUCGUGUGAAAGACUUUAAAACAGUUAUCAUCAAGUACUUAGAAUCAUUAGUACAAACACAACAACAGCUCAUAAAGUAUUGGGAAGCAUUUCUACCUGAAGCCAAAGCCAUAGCCUAGAAUGAAAAAUAUUCCACGCUCCACUCAUCAAUCGAUAUUCACCGCAUUCCACAAUAAAAUUGUGUUUAAAAUCAAAGAAAAUAUCAAAAUAAACCACUCUAUAUUUUAUUAACAUGUGGCUUCUUUUUAUAUACUACUGCAUUUUAAUGAGUGCUGCAUGUCCUGACCCAUUCCAAUGGACUGUGGCAUGAUAUUCUGCAAUAUUUUGCUGAAUUGAACACUAAUGUGUCUUAAUAUUUUGCAUUUAAAAAGUGCAGAUAAAGGCAAGAAAGUUUUACUUUGAAGUAUUUUCUUUGAAAAAUCAGUUCUGUCAAAUGAUAUUUACCUUAUCUUUAUGAAGCAAAUUGUUGCAUUUAUAAAUGUUCACUUACACAUUCCUGUACAGAUAUUAUGAUUUUGUGAUUAUUAUAAUAAAGGUAUAUUCCUUGUGA